AUGACUUCUAAAAUUGGGCUUAUAAUAACCAAAUUUAACUCCGAUACUCCGAUAAAAACUAACAAUUCCGAUACUCGUACUCGUAUUUUUCCUUUCUCUAAAUUUCUUAAGAUGACAUUACCUUAUUUAAUAGAUGAUUGUGUUUAUAAUAUUUUACAAUACCUUCAAAAUGAUGGAUCAACUCUAUUUAAUUGUUUAUUAGUUAAUCGAUUUUGGUGUAAAACGACAAUUCCUAUACUUUAUGCAAAUCCUUUUGCAACAGGAUACAGAAAAAAACACAAGUUAAUCUCAACCAUAAUUUUACUUUUUAAUAAAGAAGAAAUUUUACAAUUAAAGAAUCAAUUAGGAACAAAUCAAAUUAAAAAAUUUAAUAUUGAUGAUGAACACAAACCAUUAUUUGAAUAUUUAAAAUAUUUGGAAGAUUACAAUUACUAUAAAAUAAGUUCUUUUAUGACUAGAUUUAUAUUCUGUAAUAUUACUUUAUCAAUAUCAUCUUCACUCAAAGAAUGUAAAUUCAAUAUUUCCCCAAUAUUUCAUCAAAGAAUUUUAUGUCAAAGUAGAAACAUUAAACAAUUAGAUAUUUCAUUAGAUUUAUUUAAUAGUGAAGCUUUUAAAAAUUUUAAUGUUCAAAAUUUCAUUUCAAAUUUAACAAAAUUAAAAUCAUUAACAUUAAGUUUAUCAUUAGGUGAUACUAAUAAUAAUGAAAUUGAACAAGAAUUUUUAGGAAGUAUAGCUAAUAAUAAUUUUAAUAAUUUAAAUUUGAGAAAAUUAAUAAUUGACCUUACUUCUAAAAAAUUAGUUGGACAAAAGAUUAAUACAUGUGAAAAGAUUUAUAAAAUUAUUCAAGGACAAAACAAACUUAAAAUAUUUCAGAUACGGAAUUGUUGUUAUUCUUUAUUAAAUAAUAUUCUUUUAUCCUUAGAAUUUCGAAAGCAUUCUUUAGUUCAUAUUGAAAUUGUAAAAUCUGACUUCAUUAAUGUUAAUUUAAAAAGUUUUAAUAAUUUAUAUAAUUUAGAAUAUUUAAUAUUUGAAUCUUGUGAAGGUAUAUUAUUAAGUCAAUGUGAGAUUUUAAAAUUUGCUUCAUUUAAGCUCAAGGAAUUAUCAUUUAUACGUAAUGAAUGGAAUGCUGAUGUCACAUCAUUAAUGAUCAAAUAUCUAGGAGAAUCAUUACAAAAAUUAUUAAUUGAAGAUCCUACAAUUCAACUUAUUGAAAAUAUAUCAAUGUAUUGUCCAAAUCUUAUUUUUUUAGAAAUAAGAAUUUAUUUAUAUGUUGAUUUAUCAGUGUUAUCAUUUUUAAAAAAUUUAAGAAUAAGAAUAUUAAAUAUUAAAAUUUCUUAUAAUAUUGAUAAAAUUUUUUUUAUAAAUUUAGCAAAUAAUAUACCUAUUAAUAUUAGUAAAAUUUCUUUUUCUAUUUAUUUUUGUGAUUUUCGUCUUUCAAAACUUAAGGAAUUUUUAGAAAAUUGUCAUAAUAGUUUUGAAAUAAUUAAUUUAAAUCAUAUUAUUGAAUAUCAACUUCUUGAAAUUGUUUUAAAUUAUAUUGAAAGAAGUAAUAAUAGUUUAAAACUUCUUGGUAUGAUGAAAUUGAAUGAAAAAUUGAAUGAUAAAGAAUUAAAAUUAUUGAAUCAAAUUGAAGCUAAAGGAGUUAAAAUAGUGGAAUUUAAUAGUAUUGCUAUGUUUAGUAUUUAA
This is a messenger RNA of Rhizophagus irregularis DAOM 181602=DAOM 197198, 1686 nucleotides long. RefSeq lists its product as uncharacterized. The record is from RefSeq and is a predicted model, not a curated record. NCBI's taxonomy places the organism in Eukaryota, Fungi, Glomeromycota, Glomeromycetes, Glomerales, Glomeraceae.